AUUAUGCCCUUAUUUUGAAAGGGCACAGAUUCGUUCCGGUCUGCGUGUUUCUUCCAGACGAACUUUGACUUCGUGGUGUCCGGACGUGGCGACUGACAUCCGCAGCUCACAACCAUGCAGGCUUCGAGUUUCAGGGACUGUCAGGCCUGGAGGGCAGAGGGCCUGGCGCUGUCCAGCAGCAGCAACGAGGCGUGUAGGCUCUACGACGCCAUACUCACACAGUAUGUGAAAUGGAGGAACGAUGAAACCCUGGGGGGGUUUGCAGGAUGCUUUUCUGCCAUGCACGCUGCAGACCCCAACUUUGUUCAGUCUGCUCGUCACCAACUCCUUCUUUAUUCUCCGUUACUUUCGUCUCACCCGUCGGCUUACCGUUCUCCCUCUGCCUCUCUCCUCCCGUUGCUGCUGCAUUUCUGGGAGCUCCUCGCUGAUCCCAUCCUGCAGCCUGCAGUAUCAGUCAUGGGCCACGUGAUCACUACGGGCCUAGAGCUGGUAGCCACUACGAGCUCCACCCGUCUGGAUAAGCGUCUGGCCAGUGCUGUGAAGCGAACGGUGGAGCUGGCCAACAGCCAGGACAUCUCCCCCAGAGAGAAGCUCCACGUCCAGGCCAUGGAGCUCUUCUCGCGUGGGGAUUUCCCCAGGGCCUGUGACGUGUGGGAGGACAUCCUGGUUGACCACCCCACUGACAUGCUGGCCCUCAAGUUCGCUCACGAUGCCCUCUUCUACAUGGGAGCCCAGGUUCCCAUGAGGGACUCGGUGGCCAGAGUGCUGCCCCACUGGAAGCCACACAUGCCCUUGUCCAGCUAUCUGAAAGGAAUGUACUCGUUCGGCCUGAUGGAGACGCGCUUCUACGACCAGGCUGAGAAAGUAGCCAUGGAGGGUCUGGCUCUGACUCCAGACGACGGCUGGGCCGUCCACUCCGUGGCGCACGUUUGCGAGAUGAGGGCGGAAAUGGACAAGGGCUUGAAGUUCAUGGAGAGUCGAGAGAAAGACUGGCAGGUGUGUGACAUCUUGGCCAGUCAUAACUAUUGGCACUGGGCUCUAUACUACAUAGAGAAGGGACAAUACGAAGCCGCUCUGCAAAUCUACGACUCCGAGGUGUUCAGACGCUGCAAAGCCACAGGAUCCAUGCUGGACACUGUCGAUGCCACUUCAAUGCUCUACAGACUUGAAAUGGAGGGUGUCGGCGUGAAGGAGCGCUGGCGCGAGCUCCUCCAGGUCACGCAGCCUCACACCGACGAUCACGUGACCGUGUUCAACGACCUCCACUUCCUCAUGGCGUCGCUGGGAGCCGCCGACGCCGGGGUCUCGGCGCGCCUGGUGGACGGCCUCCAGGAGCUGGCUAAGGAGCCGGGGGAGAACCAGCAGCAUCAGCUGGCCGGGCGCGUGGGCGUCUUCAUGUGUGAGGCCAUGACGCAGUACGACCGGGGCGACUACGGCCGCGCCGUGGAGCUGCUGUACCCGCUGCGCUACCGCAUCGUGGACAUAGGGGGCAGCGACGCGCAGAGAGACGUCUUCAAUCAGCUCCUCAUUCACGCGACCCUCAAAUCCGAGGACAAGCACCACCAGAAACUCGGGAGGUGUCUGCUGGCGGAGCGCGACGCCGUGAGGCCCAACUCGGCUCUGACCGAUCGUCUCAUGCAGAAAGUUCGGGCUCUGCACGCGUAGAGCCACCGCGACCACGUCCCGGAGACGUCUUCACCAGCAGCCAGUAAUUAAAUGCUCAGCAAGGCCAAAAGCUUCCACAUACUGCAUGAAAUCCAACCUAUACUGUGCUUCUCUCUGAUCAAUAAGCCUAUUAAGUGUAAUACACCACUUUCCCUGAAACCUUGGUUUUUUUCAAUUUAUUAGCAAACAUCACAUACAUAAAUACUGUACUUCAUCUAUAUUUCAAUACAAAAUCAAUGUUUUUAAAAGCAAUAAAUAUACACUUUGCA
Messenger RNA from Betta splendens (Siamese fighting fish), 1934 nucleotides. It is a transcript of the gene ttc38, whose product is annotated as tetratricopeptide repeat domain 38. Lineage: Eukaryota; Metazoa; Chordata; Actinopteri; Anabantiformes; Osphronemidae. The transcript has 15 exons. Gene Ontology annotation, molecular function: protein binding. Bases 115 to 1665 code for a protein of 516 amino acids. The record is from RefSeq and is a predicted model, not a curated record.